This is a messenger RNA of Serpula lacrymans var. lacrymans S7.9, 2074 nucleotides long. RefSeq lists its product as uncharacterized. NCBI's taxonomy places the organism in Eukaryota, Fungi, Basidiomycota, Agaricomycetes, Boletales, Serpulaceae. The transcript has 17 exons. Gene Ontology annotation, molecular function: GTP binding; GTPase activity; translation elongation factor activity. The coding region runs from base 103 to 1926 and encodes 607 amino acids. The record is from RefSeq and is a predicted model, not a curated record. Gene Ontology annotation, biological process: translational elongation.
GACGUGACUCCAAAUGACUUUCCCCCAGACUGGACUUGACUCAAGCUUGAAUGCAGUAUAUAGACCUUACUUAUACCGUCUUUAUCUCUCCUUAUUAUCAACAUGACUUCCCUACGCAACUUUCAGUCCGAGAUAGACGAGAUUCGCUCUCGAGAAACCGCCAAACAGCGGGCUAUCGGCGCAGAGUGGGAGAAGGAAAACCAGAGCUUACACGACAAGAAGAAGGAGAAAGCGAAAGACGAUAGAGAGACCGGAGUGGUCAUGAGGGAGCCCGAACCUCAGUCAGAUGUGGAAGUCGAAGAACAGAUACUAGAUCUUCUACAUUCCCAGCAACAUAAAAAGGCUCGAGAUAUGAUUUCUUCUCUGCUAACGCAGCAUCGGGGCGAGUACAUUUUCCGCAUAGGAGCUCGACCGCCAUAUAGCAAGCUAUUUGCUGGUGAACCUGUCGAAGAUGCAGGUGACUGGACGGGCAUCUCGCGGAACGAAAGUGAAGUCAUAUCUCUGCAGGCGGAUUUGAAGAAAAUCGUAGAGGACGUUGGUGGGCAGGUUUCUGUAUUAUUUGAGGCUACCGAACCACAUCCACGUAGUACCACUCUACUACGUCUACCUCCACCAAGCGUUUCACUUACUCCUGAAGUCCGUUGUGCGGUCGUUGGGAAUGUGGAUAGUGGGAAGUCAACUACGCUUGGGGUACUUACAAGAGGUGCACUGGAUGAUGGAAGAGGACGAGCAAGGGUCGGAUUAUUCCGCCAUAAGCACGAAGUGGAGACAGGGCGGACGUCUAGUGUAGGCAUGGAGAUUUUGGGAUUUGGCCCCUCAGGUGCCCCAAUACUUCCUAGCACUGCUCACUCAUCGGAUUUGGAUGUCAUUCGACGCGAAAAGCUGGGGUGGGACGAAAUAUCUAUGAAGGCAGCGAAGAUUGUCUCAUUCAGCGACCUUGCCGGUCACGAACGCUACUUGAAGACUACCCUAUAUGGACUAACGUCUGGAGCGCCAUCGUGUGUUAUUCUCAUGGUCGGUGCUAAUGCCGGUCUCAUAGGAAUGUCCAAGGAACAUUUAGCAAUAGCUCUGGCUCUGAGCGUCCCUGUUGUCGUCUGUAUCACGAAAAUUGACAUGACUCCACCAAAUGUACUUGCUGAAACCACAAAACAAGUGGUGAAGAUACUUAAGAGUCCAGGAUGCAGAAAGACCCCAGUUUUUGUGAACUCUAUGGAGAUAGCCGUUGAGCUUUCAGAUAAAUUUGCGCAACAACGUUUAUGCCCAAUAUUUCAGAUCUCGAAUGUUACAGGAGAAGGUCUCGACCUAGUUCGCACAUUCCUUAACCUCCUUCCUUCCAGCGAAAAUGAUCAAGAGAAAUUUGCCAGUAACCAACCACUUGAGUACUGUGUAACCGAAGUGUGGUCCGUCCCAUAUGUAGGCACGGUUGUCAAUGGUAUAGUAAAUGCCGGAAGUAUCAAGACGGGCGAAGCUGUUCUUUUGGGCCCAGAUCCUAAUGGAAAUUAUCAGAACACGAUCGUCAGAAGCAUGCAGCGAAAGAGGGCCGACGUCACUAUGGCAGAAGCUGGACAGUGUGUAUCUCUUGCGCUGAAGCGUGUGAGAAGGGCGACGGUACGCAAGGGUAUGGUCAUAGUGCACAGGACAGACACUCCUCCUCGAGCGAUACGUCAGUUCGAGGGUCAGGUCUUGAUCCUUUACCACAACACCACAUUGCAACGGAACUAUCAGGCCAUGCUUCACUGUGGGGCGGUGCGCCAGACAGUCCGCAUCAUCGAAAUGGACCACCCACAGGGUGUCCUGCGUACAGGUGAUCGAGCGACUGUGCAAUUUGAGUUCAUCUCGCAUCCCGAGUUUAUCAAGGAGGGUAUGAAGCUACUAUUUCGUGAGGGCAAGACAAAAGGUCUUGGUGUGAUCACUCGACUACUAUGAUUUUCCCAAUUACACUGUGUCGGCGUGUGCUAUAUUUCGGUUUCCUGACCCUUCAAUCUAUCAUGUCAUUUUUCGGAUUGCUUGUACUGCACGCUUCACGACGUGCAUCGCCGUGUGGCGUCAAUAAAGCACGCCGCUUAUUAUCUCU